AUGAAGGUAAGUUCAAGGGGCCCUAUCGUGCGGUGGGCGCUCAGUAGACCAACGUCAGGGCUCGUUUCGUCUCCAAGCGAAUGGCGUUGUGGCCGCGAUCUUAGCGAUGAAGAGAAACAUUCAGGUCUUCUGUUGCGAAUUAGAGACAUUUGUCAGCCGCUGGCGAAAAAUGACCAACUUCCUGUAGCUGUGGUAAAAGCACAACCAAGCGACCUUCAGGUAAAUGAAGUUGAUGCCGUCGGGGACGUGGCUGCGCUGUCAAAAGUUGUAAAAGGGAAGUGGCGCAAAAUAUCCAGGCAGAAGACCCUUCUCAUUGAAGACGAUGCCAGGACACCAUUUAGCGACCCGUCCAAGUCUUUUUCCCCACGUGUACAGAGCUAUGGCGAAUAUGUGCGACUAACGGGAAAACUUCCGCGGGAUCUUCCAGUUCUGCGCUUCGUCUUGUAUCGUGACUCUUAUUCGCUAAAUAGUGUGGAAAACCGCCUCGGGUAUGUGCUUUCGCUUCAACCCGACUGCGUUUUCUUACGGGACCAACCCGGAGGUUCAUUUGGUUGUAUCACCCAGCACGGCGUCUGCCUAGGAGUAACAAAGGAGAUUUUGUCACAUGCAUCGCGACAUUACAAUCUGCAUCCCCUGAUUUUUGAACCGCGGGAGUACUUUUCAACUGAUAAGCUGCAUUCCUUGUUACAGGGGGCGCGUGGUCACCACCACCGUGUUCUCUUGAGGUGCGUGGAAGGAAGCCAGGACACCAUAAAGGCCUUGCUGAAGAAGACGGCAGAAAGGGGAUUUAUUAAUUAUUUUUGGUUAGACAGGUUUAGUGUUGGAACAAACCGGUUCUUUGACAUGGCCGUGUUGGCUGCGAGGGGAGACUACCUGAAGUCUAUAGGGGCCCUGCUCCAUUGCGUCGCGGAAAGCAACGGUGUGCACUAUGAUCACUUUCUGAAGUAUCUCAACGCCGAUCCCAGUACGGUCCCUGGCAUUGCACAGACAUGGGCCACCACUGCUAAGCACAUGCGCUCACCCAACUGGAUUGUACAGUUAUUGAGGGGCCUUCAUAAAUAUCACGCAGACGCCGAAUGUGGGAAGUCAUCGUACCUCGCUGAGCUAUGGAGCGCCCUUCCGAUGCGUGAGGCACUGCGACGUAGCGCUGCCGAAUUUGUAUGGAACGCCAUGGCCUCACAGCGACUGUUGUCCAAGGGUUUAAAUGUCGUUGAAGGGGAUGUAGUCCGUAUGGGUCCCGCUGAUAGCGUCUCAGGUUGUGACUCCUCUUCAUUGCCUAACAACUGUGGCAACUAUCAUUUAGUGACCAAAGACGAUGAGGAGAAGGGAACCUUUAAGAUAACUGAUGUUGUUCUCCCAGUUCCGUACGGUUCAGUAGCUGCCAAUAAUUGCCUUUUUCCCCAUUUAUCGCCUCUGGAUAAAAAACUUUAUGUGGAGUUUGCGACGAAGCACGGGAUGUCAUUUCUGUUCGAUGAACAGAUGCCAUCCCCUCUGUCAAACCCACUACAGUUCUACCGGCAUUUGAUAACAAAACCUGUCAAUAUGCAAGUGUCUGUAAUUCGAGACCCAAACUCUCUGACAUCGAUUAAGUCUGACCUUGCGGUUAUGCAAGAGCGGAAACUCGUACAAAUCGGGGAUAUAGACUAUUCGACGAGAGUUCGCGAGCCCUGCGUGUAUAACGUGUCGGAACGCUUUACGGAAAAAAUGGAAGAAAUAUUGAAGACGCACCGGGGGCCAAACUCCGUUGUACUUUCUUGCUACCUCCCCGAGGACUCAUCUCCCUUCGUUAUGUUGAGGGAAGUAUUUGACCUCCGUCAUGCAUCUUUUCACGACCUCUAUGGCUUAUUGUAG
This is a messenger RNA of Trypanosoma brucei brucei TREU927, 1851 nucleotides long. RefSeq lists its product as hypothetical. The transcript has a single exon. Gene Ontology annotation, molecular function: pseudouridine synthase activity; RNA binding. Lineage: Eukaryota; Euglenozoa; Kinetoplastea; Trypanosomatida; Trypanosomatidae. The record is from RefSeq and is a predicted model, not a curated record. Gene Ontology annotation, biological process: pseudouridine synthesis. Gene Ontology annotation, cellular component: nucleus. Bases 1 to 1851 code for a protein of 616 amino acids.